CUUAAUUACCUACCUAGAUAAUUCCGUAGGUAAUAUUGUACCUACAUUUAGCUUAGCACAAAGGUCAUGCAACACAACAUAUUAACCCGCCAAACAAUAAUCGGAAUAGUUUAUAUAAUAGUAAGGUAAAGUCGGGUAAUUUAAAAUAAACAUGAAAAUACGUAUAUUAUCAUAUAUGUUGUUUGUGUGUGCGUGUGUGUCGGUCCCACCAUUAUCUUCAAUGUCCACUGAAAAAUUUUAUACAAUUGAGUUAAAUUAGAUAUUGAGAUAUUUGUUAUUUAAUAUUUUAAUAGGAUAGGUUAUAGUAUAACAGGAAACACGCGCUCGAAUAUUAAACGCAGAAUUGUUAUGGACGGUUCUGAAAUAAAUUGAAUCAUUUUAUUGUCUACACCAUCAGAAUAUUAAGUGUUUAUACCUUGUAGUAAUAUAGUGCGAUUUGUAUGAUUUAAUUUCAGUUCAAAAGUAUAAUAAUGUCGGUUCUUGAUGAAUAAGUAUCGAAUUAAUAUUCAGAAUGAUAAAACAUAAAGAUACCAUAAUUCCAGCCAGUGAAGUUGUUGAAUGUAUUGUGAAGAAAUGCUAUAAUGACCAGAACAAAAGAAAAAUAAAAACAUCUAAUAAAUGGAGAAAAUCAAGAAUACACAAUUAUGAAAAUCGAAAUUCUAUUGAAAUGGAUAAAGUAAAUACAAAAAUAAAAAAAUGUGAUACGCAAUUGCCACUUCAGCAAUAUCAUCAAAAUAAACCAUCAUUAUCGGUUAAAGGCUAUAAAUAUAGACAUCACGUUAAUGAUCAAUUCUAUAUAAAUAAAAAUAAUAUUUGUGAUAACCAUUUACAAUCAGAACAAUCAUCACCAAAAUGUGAUAUGUCUGAAAAAUGAGGACCAUAUAAAAAAUAAUAAUAUAUACAAUUUGGAAAAUACAAACAUUGAUAAUAGUGAACAUGAGGCUAAAA
Messenger RNA from Acyrthosiphon pisum (pea aphid), 948 nucleotides. RefSeq lists its product as uncharacterized. The record is from RefSeq and is a predicted model, not a curated record. Lineage: Eukaryota; Metazoa; Arthropoda; Insecta; Hemiptera; Aphididae. The transcript is spliced from 3 exons. The coding region runs from base 512 to 874 and encodes 120 amino acids.